AUGAGCACUGAAAUUAUCCAUCCCCAGAAGGCCCAGGCGAAGGAAGCCCGAGCAGCCCGGCAAGCUGCCAACCGGGCCCGUAAGCAGCUCUACGGGGUGGGGGUUGAGGCCCGGAAACAGGAGCGCCUCCGGAAGAAGAGGGUAAAAGCUCAUAUUCGAGCUGGCAACCCAAUUCCGGACCCAGAAGCUGGCUCUAAGCCCGAGCCUGGGUUCGAACCCGAGCCUGGAUUCGAGCCUGGAUUUGAGCCAGGCUUUGAGCCUGAGCUCGAACCUGGGUUUGAGUUCUCUAGAACCCGGGAGCCAGCUUGCGCGGGAGCUCCAAUAUGCGCUCGAUGGGAUAUUCUACCCUCUCGAUUAGAGGAUUGGGCUUGUCUUGCAUGUGAAAUACGUUAUCGCAUCGAUUUCCUCGAUUUCCUCGAUUUCGGAGGACUAGGGAAUGCGAUAGUCACCACGAGAUGGUUCGAUCUUGGUUCCGGGAUGGAGCCAAGCGAUGCGAAACAAUCUUUGUACCUUGCCUGGCAGAAGCUAGAUCCCAUGUACUGCUCGAUGACAGAUUGGAGUCGCAUCAAGUUCGAAGCUCUAGAUGGUCCGUCCAACGAUGAGGUUACAGCAAAGAAUGCAACCAGCCGUGUUAAGUAG
Molecule: messenger RNA, 639 nt
Organism: Pseudogymnoascus destructans
Lineage: Eukaryota; Fungi; Ascomycota; Leotiomycetes; Thelebolales; Thelebolaceae
Exons: 3
Coding region: 1-639 (212 amino acids)
Source: RefSeq, a predicted model, not a curated record